AUGUCUUCCCAUCCAUCGGCGUACGAAAGCUGGACUCGCGAGGCUCUCAUCACACGACUGUCCCAACUGGAAUCUCAUCGCAAGCCAACGGCGGAGCCUCUCUGCAAACGGAAGGUGUUCGAUUUCUCCGCGCAUCCCCGUCGGAAGAUCGCGCUGAAGUUCACCUACAACGGUGCAGACUACUCCGGCCUGGAGUUCCAGAAAACGCCUACCACGCUGCCGACCGUUGAGGCGGUCCUGUUUGAUGCGCUGGUGCAUACUCGACUCAUCGACCCUGCCACCGGAUUUGAGGGAUGUGGAUGGGAGAAGUGCGGACGGACGGAUCGAGGGGUGAGUGCUGCCGGUCAAGUCAUCAGCUUGUGGGUCAGAAGCGCGUUGGGGCAAGCGCGAGUACGGACAUCACUCGAAGACGCUAAUGUGAUGGAUGUUCACCCUACUGGUCUCGAAGGCGAUCUUGCCCUCAUGGGCGAAUGGGACGAAACACCUACAAACGCUGCGCGCCCAGCAACACCACAGGCGACGAAUGAACUGCGCUACAUAACUCUGCUCAACAAUGUCCUCCCCCCCACCAUCCGUGUCAUCGCCUGGUCCCCCGUUGGGCCAGACUUCUCCGCCCGCUUCUCUUGCCGCUAUCGCCAUUACAAGUAUUUCUUUAGCCCAGAAGGCCUCGACCUCGCGGCAAUGCAAGAUGCUGCGGAUCGGCUCGUUGGAGAGCACGACUUCCGCAACCUGUGCAAGCUCGAUCCUUCCAAGCAGCUCACGACAUUCGCGCGCAAGAUUCUCUCCGCGCGCCUCAACCCAGCGCAAGCCGACGGUGCCAGUACCCUCUAUGUUCUCGACCUGAUUGGCACCGCGUUUCUCUACAACCAGGUGCGACACAUCAUGGCUGUGCUUUUCCUCGUCGGCACAAAGCUCGAGCACCCCUCCGUCAUUGACGCGCUGCUCAACGUUGAUGCUGCCCAACCUCGCGCGCCCAGUCGUCCCGGCGAACCCUUCCCUCAAGUGAUUCCGAGCAAACCAGAGUAUCAGAUGGCAGAUCCACUUCCGCUCAUGCUCUGGGAGUGCGCAUAUGAUAAGGACACGGUCUCCUGGCGCACAGGUGACGGGCCUCUGCCCACAGAAGGGGCGGCGCUGAGCCAUCGCGACCUCUCGAACAACCUGUACCACAGCGUGCACGCACUUCACCAGCGCUCCGUGGUGCAGACGGCGAUGGACGCGCAUUUCUUGCGUGCCGUUGCGGCGUAUCACGCACCCCCACCGCAGUAUUUCCCUAUCGACGCUCCGGGCGUACAACCAGUACCUUCAGGGAGCGUGCUGAGUAUCCCGCUGGGCGCGGGGACGGUUCGCCGCGGCGCGCGGUAUGUGCCGCUGGUAGAGCGGCCCAGAGGCGACUUGGUGGAGGCCGUGAAUGAGAGGUGGCGGACGGGCAAGGGCGCGAGGCAGAUGGAACGGAAGGCCUUGGCUGCGCAAGCUAGCGGUCGGUCAUGA
Messenger RNA from Postia placenta MAD-698-R-SB12, 1488 nucleotides. RefSeq lists its product as hypothetical. The record is from RefSeq and is a predicted model, not a curated record. Gene Ontology annotation, molecular function: pseudouridine synthase activity; RNA binding. NCBI's taxonomy places the organism in Eukaryota, Fungi, Basidiomycota, Agaricomycetes, Polyporales, Adustoporiaceae. Gene Ontology annotation, cellular component: nucleus; cytoplasm. The transcript is spliced from 2 exons. Bases 1 to 1488 code for a protein of 495 amino acids. Gene Ontology annotation, biological process: mRNA pseudouridine synthesis; tRNA pseudouridine synthesis.